GUUCGAGAAGAAAAUGUCACACGGAGAAUUCAGUUUUGUUUAUAAAAUUUUAUUCAACAUUUUAUACACGUUGAAAGUGUUGAGUAAGCCUUCUAGUCUUCAAAAUGUGGAUUAUUCUUGUGACAAUAUCCAAAAUGACAGGCACAUAAAUGAUUCGCAGUAACUGCGAAUCAAAAACGUCAGAUUUUAAUUUUUGGAUAGCAACGGACGAAAUAUGUAUCGCAAAUUGCGCUGCGAUACUGGUUGUCGGCAGCCCUGCACACAGCAUCGAAUCCGAACUUGAAGAAGCAGCCUCUACCUCAUUGGAAGAUUUUAACUCCAUCACAUGGGAUCAAGUACAGGAGGCCACCAACAGUGAUCAAAACCUUGUGGACCUAAUUAACUUCAUCGAAGAAGCUUAGAGAUAAAUAAAUCUAAUGAUGUGAAUAUGAAGGUUUUAACGUGGAAUAUCAAUGGUAUACGAGCGAGCAAGAAGUCACUGAAAGUUUUAUUUGAUUCACUUGAUGCUGACAUAAUAUGUCUUCAAGAAACAAAAGUGACCCGUGAUAUGUUAGAUGAACCAUCAGCUAUUGUUGAAGGGUAUAAUGCUUAUUACAGUUUCUCACGCAAGAGAAGUGGAUAUUCAGGUGUUGCAACAUUUUGUAAAGACACAGCAGCACCUUGUAAAGCUGAAGAAGGACUGAGUGGAUUGUUAACCAGCCAAUCAGAAGAUAGUGUAGGUUUCUAUGGUAAUUUGGAUGAUUUUGAUGUGGAGAAUAAGGAAUUAGAAAAUCUAGAUGCCGAGGGCCGAGCAGUUAUUACACAACAUAGAAUAAAAUGUAAAGAUGGAGAAGUAGAAAAUGUUGCGAUAAUCAAUGUUUACGUCCCAAGAGCUGCAGAAAGAGAAGAUCGACAACAAUACAAAUUACGCUUUCUUUCACUGCUACAAAACAGAGCUGAGACAUUACUACAGAACAAUAGUCAUGUUAUAGUUCUAGGAGAUAUUAAUACAACACACAGUCCACUGGAUAACUGUGAUACAGAGAGUGAGGAAUUUACCAAAAGACCAAGUCGACUGUGGAUGAAUCAGUUUUUACGAGAAUCAGAUCGUGAUCCCAAUUUAGAAUGCAAUGAUGAAGAGAGUGAGAUCCUUGGUGAGACGAUGACCCCUAAUCUGAUUGGCGGAUUUUUUGUUGAUUCAUUCCGUAACUUACAUCCCGAUAAAGAGGGUGCUUUUACCAAUUGGUGCACGACAACAAAUGCUAGAGAAAAUAACUAUGGCAGACGAUUGGAUUAUAUUUUAACCAAUGAGAAGCUUCAUGUUGAUUGCGUAACUGAUGCGAUUAUUAUGCCGGAGAUUGAUGGGUCUGAUCAUUGUCCCGUUAAAGUUAUUUAUGACUGUGAAAUCGUGGUUCCGAAAAAAUGUCCAUCCCUUUGCACGAAGUAUAUGCCUGAAUUUCGAGGUUCUCAACAAAAGUUGUCGUCAUUUUUUAUUAAAAAAUCAGACUCCAAUGUGGAGAUAUCUCACACAGAAAAAGAACUGAAAUCUCAAGAAAUAGUUCUGUUGAAGGUUCCGGUAAUUAGCAAUUCCUGCCAAUCCGAAUCUCUGAAUUUAUCGAAUUUAAAAAAGAGGGCAUCCGACACAGUUUUAUCUACCUCUAAGUCAAAAAGAUCUAAAACAGAUAAACCAGAAGUAUCCAAGCAAUCAAGUUUAAAAACAUUCUUCAUCAAACCUACAAAAACAGAAGAAAAAUCAUCGCUGUCUAAAUUAAUCAACCUGAAAAUUUCCGAACAUAUUCCCAAGAGUCCUGAAUCAAAAACUUUUCCAAUUCAGACCAAAACGUCACCUUAUUUCAAUAAAGCAUCAGAAAAUAAAAGUGUGGUCAAAUCAACUAAUAAACUAGGUUCAGGGGAGGGAACUGUUGGUUCAGGGGAGAUAACUGCACCUACAAAAUCAAACUCCUCAUCAGCAUGGAAGAGUUUAUUAUCCGGUCCAGGAAAAGCACCACUUUGUAAAGGGCAUAAAGAACCAUGUGUUUUACGAACUGUUAAAAAAGAUGGACCGAAUAAGAAUAAACAAUUUUACGUGUGUGCUCGUGGGGAAGGUCACAGUUCAAAUCCAGAAGCACGAUGUGACCAUUUUGUUUGGGUAAAUCAUAAAUCUAAAUGAAAUUUUAUUGUAAUCAAAUCAUCAUUGUUAAUUCUGCUAGUAAACUGUUCAUGUUUGUA
This is a messenger RNA of Patella vulgata (common limpet), 2208 nucleotides long. RefSeq names its product DNA-(apurinic or apyrimidinic site) endonuclease 2. Gene Ontology annotation, cellular component: nucleus. Gene Ontology annotation, molecular function: phosphoric diester hydrolase activity; zinc ion binding; endonuclease activity. The record is from RefSeq and is a predicted model, not a curated record. The coding region runs from base 428 to 2149 and encodes 573 amino acids. Gene Ontology annotation, biological process: base-excision repair. Lineage: Eukaryota; Metazoa; Mollusca; Gastropoda; Patellidae. The transcript is spliced from 7 exons.